CUCUCUCUCUCCCUAUCUUUCUCACUCUAAAAUAUAACCAUCGGUUCGAGGUAAUCGCAAGCAACCCCCCCGGCCCACCAGCAGCGCCGCCAUGAUCCGCCUCUCCUCCGCCGCCAUGAUCCGCCUCUCCUCCGCCGCCACGAUCCUCCUCGCCGGCGCCACGCUCCUCGUCCUCCUCUACGUCACCGCCGGCCGCAACGUCGCCGGGGUCGUCAUCGGGCUGCCGUCCGACCCCUCGAGGUUGUUCCGCUCCGGCGACGAUGACUCCGUCGGGACGAGGUGCGCGGUCCUGAUCGCCGGAUCCAAAGGUUACGGGAACUACCGUCACCAGGUGAAAAAGAGGACAGCUAAGGACAACACUGCAUACGGUUCCCAUGUCAUGCAAUUUGGUGACAUAGGUUUAAGUAAGGAAAAUCUCUUCCUGUACAUGGGCACAAACUCUCCUUUUGUGGAUGACAACUGCCUAAGGCCUCCUCAGAAAGGUGUUGACCUUGACCAGCAGGAUGCCAAUCUGCUUUAUUUCUGGCUUGAGUUCUUUGAAGCUCCCGAAGGCUCUUCUAGGAAACUCGAAGCGCAGAAGCAAUUUUUUGAGGCAUUGUCUCAUCGGAUGCAUAUAGAUCACAGUGUCAAACUAAUUGGAAAGCUCUUGUUUGGAAUUAAAAAGGGUCCAGAGGUGCUGAAAGCUGUUCGACCUGUGGGACAACCUUUUGUUGAUGACUGGGCUUGCCUAAAAAGUCUGGUGAGAACAUUUGAGACUCAUUGUGGAUCACUCUCUGAAUAUGGGUUGAAGUACGUGCGCUCCUUUGCAAACAUGUGCAAUGCUGGAAUCCAGACCGAGCAAAUGACCGAGGUAUCAGGCGAAGCUUGUGCUCGCAAUCCAUAUGGUCCCUGGAGCUCUCUUAGCAGGGGAUUCAGUGCAUGAGUGAAGUGGGAAUCAUUCCGAACUAAGGAUCCACUUGAGAAUAAAAAAAUAAAAAAUUUGCUCCAAAUAAAAAUUUUACCAAACAAAUUUAUAUUCCAAAUCUAUUCCCAAAAAAAAAAAUACAUAAAUUGUUAUUAUUUGGCAAAUUACUGGACACAAACUUGGAUACAAAACUAAUCACACCAGAUUUUUUUUUUCUUUUACAUGUCCCAGUCCUAUCUUGCCAUCCAUGGUAAAGCGUAAAAACAAGAAGUCUACAAAC
This is a messenger RNA of Eucalyptus grandis, 1184 nucleotides long. RefSeq names its product vacuolar-processing enzyme. Gene Ontology annotation, biological process: vacuolar protein processing. Lineage: Eukaryota; Viridiplantae; Streptophyta; Magnoliopsida; Myrtales; Myrtaceae. Gene Ontology annotation, molecular function: cysteine-type endopeptidase activity. The record is from RefSeq and is a predicted model, not a curated record. The transcript has 4 exons. Bases 92 to 922 code for a protein of 276 amino acids.